Molecule: messenger RNA, 642 nt
Organism: Vicia villosa (hairy vetch)
Lineage: Eukaryota; Viridiplantae; Streptophyta; Magnoliopsida; Fabales; Fabaceae
Exons: 1
Coding region: 1-642 (213 amino acids)
Source: RefSeq, a predicted model, not a curated record
AUGAAAGCUCCCAGUACUGCAUCUUGGAUUAGCAAAGGUAUUCUCAAAGCUAGACAAGAUGUCACUGAAGUGCAAACCAGAUGGGAUAAAAGCUUGAUAGAUAACAAGUUUAAAGUGGGAGAUAUGUACAGAGGAAUGAUGCAACAGGAUCCGAAUGUUGACUGGCACAUCCUCUUAGAGGGAAAUAUUGCUAGACCGCGUGCCCUCUUCUGUCUUUGGCUUGAAUGUCAUCAGAGAUUGGCCACUAAAAUGCAUUUAAAGAAAUUUGGAGUGGAUAUCGAUAUUAAAUGUUGUUUCUGUCAGGAAGAGGAGACCCUUGACCAUUUGAUGUUUAAUUGUGAGCCUCUAAAGCAUAUUUGGAAGAGUGUGAUGCAGUGGAUUAGGGUGGACAGGAUACCCCAACAGUGGCAACAUGAGGUCGUGUGGAUUACAAAGUACUGCAAAGGCAAAGGCAAGAAGUGUGGCAUUAUAAAGUUGGCUAUAGCUGAGACAGUUUACUAUUGCUGGAAGUAUAUAAAUGAUACUUGCUUUGGACAGAUUUAUGAUAGGAACAUAGUUGUAAAUAACAUCAAAGAAACCAUCAUACAUAGGGGGUGGUAUAUUAGGAAGUAUAGAGAAUACAUAGCUCAACUCCUGAUGUAA